AUGCCAACACCGAAUGAGACUAUUACUAUGACCCCUACAGUCCCCGUCGGUGACCCUUCCCGUCCUUCCCGCCUCCAGCUCGCCUGCCCUGAGCCAGAGGAACCUAUCGUCUUUCGAAACUCAGCAUCCCUGUCCACCCGGCGACAGCAAGAUUCAACCCCGACAAACAUGCCCCAGCAGCAGCUGUUGUCAAACAGUAGCUCCUCUUCAUCCUCCUCUUCCUCCGAUGACGAAAUAUUAACGACGACGACGACAGUCACGAAGGAGAUGGACAGAGAUGUUCCCUCCGCAGAACCAUCACCUACCCUCGAGCCUAAGUUCGAUCAUUCACAACAGCCCGCAUCUUACGGGUUGCCGCUUUCUUCGGAAUCGCCAUUCGUCCCGUCACUCUCAUAUGAGUUCUCCGCGAAACGGUUACUGCCGUCUUCUUCUUGUUCCUUUCUUCGUCCUGGAAGCAAAUUCUCUGGAAAGCAGACUUCCGACAGGUCUACCUAUGAUGUUCACGUAGAGCUUAAACACGUUGACAUGAGCGAAUCUUUCCUUUGCGGCUAUCUCCGUAUCCAAGGCCUCACUGAAGACCAUCCCACCCUGACAACUUACUUUGAGGGGGAGAUGAUUGGUGAUAAAUACACCUUCCAAACGCGCCGUCCCGAAUGGGGCUCUAGCGAGAAGAACGACUUUCAACACUGGGCGCGGUUCCCCGCAUAUCGGCCACUAGCGACCAAAGCGAAGCGCUCAGAUUUCACUCACAAGAACUUCGCGCAGCGGGAGCAUAUUUUCAUGCGCUGGAAGGAGUACUUUUUGGUUCCGGACCACAGGGUGAAGCAGAUCUUGGGGGCAAGCUUUGAAGGAUUUUAUUAUAUCUGCUUCAAUCAGGCCUCCGGUACUGUGAAUGGGAUCUAUUUCCAUGCGAAAUCCGAAAAGUUCCAGAGACUGGAGCUGAAACAUGUGCCUGAGAGGUAUUUCGGGGCGGUUGAGUUUCGGUGA
Messenger RNA from Morchella sextelata, 987 nucleotides. RefSeq lists its product as uncharacterized. The transcript is spliced from 3 exons. Gene Ontology annotation, biological process: negative regulation of gluconeogenesis; protein catabolic process in the vacuole; protein targeting to vacuole. Bases 1 to 987 code for a protein of 328 amino acids. NCBI's taxonomy places the organism in Eukaryota, Fungi, Ascomycota, Pezizomycetes, Pezizales, Morchellaceae. Gene Ontology annotation, cellular component: GID complex; extrinsic component of membrane. The record is from RefSeq and is a predicted model, not a curated record.